AUGGCGAAAGGGAGACGCUUCAACCCGCCUUCGGACAAGGACGGGAGAUGGUUCCCGCACAUCGGGCUCACGCAGAAGACACCGGAGUCCAUCACCAGCGCCACGCUGAAGGAGUCCCACAGCCCACAGUUGUCUCAGCAGGUGGAGCGGAAGCUGCCCCCCAUCUACAAGAUCCGGGAGAAGCAAGCCGUGAAUAACAACUUCCCCUUCUCGGCUCACGACAACCGGCACAGCUUUCAGACCUCCGGCUGCUACCUGGACACGGGCUUGGGGCGCAAGAAGAUCCCGGUAGAAAAAAGGCAACACGUUUCAAGAAAUUUCAAUCUGUGGGCGUGUGACUAUAUUCCAUCUCAUCUGGACGGCUUUUCAAAUAACCAAAUAUCGUACGUCGGUCAGAAAGCUGCGGUGGUCCCGAUCUUCAGACGCUUCCCAAGACACCAUAAUGAGAUCUGGAGCACUUUAAAAUGUAUUCCCGAGAGAAGCCACAAAGAGAUUUUGAAAAAUGGCCCAAAAGUGAGGUUUGCUAUGGACAAAAAUGUCGUUUUUCCAAACGCCCCGGAUGCGGCCUCCGGCCGGGCUUCACGGCCGCACUGCCGCCUUCCCGACCUGCGGGGCUUCAGGGGCCAGUGCCCUGCUUGGCUCAGACAGUGUGGCGGGGACCGAGGCCGGCAGAGCGCUGUGUCCAUCACCGCGGAGGGCCUGGCCUGCCCAACCACGGCCUCCGCAGCCGCCCCCGGCGUGGACAUGUUGCAGCCUGGCAUCCGGCUCUUGGACACUCGGGGCCACCUGUGA
This is a messenger RNA of Condylura cristata (star-nosed mole), 792 nucleotides long. RefSeq names its product testis expressed 36 (gene TEX36). Lineage: Eukaryota; Metazoa; Chordata; Mammalia; Eulipotyphla; Talpidae. The record is from RefSeq and is a predicted model, not a curated record. The transcript has 5 exons. The coding region runs from base 1 to 792 and encodes 263 amino acids.